AUGGCCGUACGAAACUCCGUAAGAUUGAGGAAUUGGCCUGUUCAACGCUCUCCAACCCAAUCUCUCGUUGCACCGCGAGCAAUUGCGGAUUUACCCAAGAUGAUGUGGCGGCACGGUGCAGCUUCAGCUCGGGCUGUUGCCCAACGAUCGCCUCUCCGCCGAUAUCGCACUUUUGCGACGGAGGCCACCUCUCCCGCCAGACCGCAAAAUACCAACCGCUCCCCUCCUUAUCCUAAGAUUCUGAGUCGAUUGAGUGAAGUGCGACGGGUAUUAGGCUCAGACAGACCCCUCACUCUCGCAGAGAAGGUCGUAUACUCCCAUCUUGACAAUGCGGAGGAGUCACUCCUCACGGGAACCGAGAAUGGGAAGAACAUCCGUGGCCAGGCCAAUUUGAAAAUCAAGCCAGAUCGUGUGGCAAUGCAGGAUGCUUCUGCGCAAAUGGCGUUGCUUCAGUUCAUGUCCUGCGGACUUCCCUCGACUGCGGUGCCGGCUAGCAUUCACUGUGACCAUAUGAUCGUGGGCCAGAAGGGCGCGGAUGUUGACCUGCCGGCCUCGAUCGAGGGAAACAAAGAGGUCUUUGAUUUCUUGGAAUCUGCGGCAAAGAGAUAUGGCAUCGAAUUCUGGCCUCCAGGCGCUGGUAUCAUUCAUCAAACUGUACUGGAGAAUUAUGCUGCUCCAGGCCUGUUGAUGCUGGGGACUGAUAGCCAUACACCUAAUGGAGGUGGUCUAGGCGCAAUUGCGAUUGGAGUUGGCGGGGCUGAUGCCGUUGACGCCCUGGUGGAUUCUCCCUGGGAACUUAAGGCACCAAAGAUCCUCGGUGUAAAGCUGGAGGGUGCGUUGAGUGGCUGGGCGUCUCCUAAGGAUAUUAUCCUCUCUCUUGCUGGAAAAUUUACGGUAAGAGGUGGGACCGGAUACAUAAUCGAGUACUAUGGACCAGGUGUCGAGACGCUCAGCUGUACUGGGAUGGCUACUAUUUGCAACAUGGGUGCCGAAGUUGGCGCUACCACCUCGAUCUUCCCAUUCUCUCCUAGCAUGGUACCUUAUCUCCAGGCUACUAACCGAGGACAUAUCGCCGAAGCUGCAUCUAAGAUCGCAUCAACCGGCCCUAACAAUUUACUCCGAGCGGACCCUGAUGCUCAAUACGAUCAGCACAUUACCAUUGAUCUUUCUUCGCUUGAGCCUCAUAUCAACGGUCCCUUUACUCCAGACCUAUCGGUGCCUCUUUCAUCUUUUGCAGAGACCGUGCGCAAAAAUGAUUGGCCUGAAACCUUCGGAGCUGGAUUGAUUGGAAGCUGCACCAACAGUUCGUAUGAGGACAUGACCCGCGCUGAAGAUCUUGUAAAACAAGCUUCCGAAGCGGGUCUUCGCCCAAGAGCCGAUUUCUUCAUCACUCCUGGUAGUGAGCAAAUUCGGGCAACUUUGGAUCGCGAUCAGACUUUGAAUACGUUCUCUUCGGCUGGUGGAACAGUGCUGGCGAACGCCUGCGGCCCGUGUAUAGGCCAGUGGAAACGGACAGAUGGCGUCAAGAAAGGCGAAACCAACGCUAUCUUCACAUCAUAUAACCGAAACUUCCGCGGCCGUAACGACGGAAAUCCUGGCACUAUGAAUUUCCUUGCGUCGCCAGAGAUUGUAACCGCUUUAAGCUAUGCAGGUAACACCACUUUUAAUCCCAUGGUCGACAGCAUUGAUACUCCAAAUGGGCCGUUCAGAUUCCGUGCUCCCCAAGGCUCAGAUCUUCCGAAGGCUGGUUUUGUCCCUGGAAACCCCGACUUCCAGCCCUCGGUCGCCGUUCCAGAUCCAACCUGUGACGUGGUAGUUUCUCCAACCUCCGACCGUCUGGCUAUUUUAGAGCCUUUUGCCCCUUUCCCAAAGAAAGAUCUCCGAUCGUUGCGUGUUCUCUACAAGGUCAAGGGACAAUGUACCACUGACACAAUCUCCGCCGCUGGCCCUUGGCUUAAAUACAAAGGCCAUCUUCCUAACAUUUCUGCCAACACUCUCAUCGGUGCCGUCAACGCUACUACCGGUGAAACCAACGUUGCUUACGAUGUGGACGGCAAAACCUAUUCUAUUCCAGAUCUUGCAGGAAAAUGGAAAGACCAAGGAAUUGAAUGGCUAGUUAUUGCGGAAGACAACUACGGCGAAGGUAGUGCUCGAGAGCAUGCCGCCUUGCAACCACGAUACUUAGGAGGCCGUAUCAUCGUGGCUAAAAGCUUCGCACGAAUCCAUGAAACGAACUUGAAAAAACAGGGCGUCGUUCCCCUGACAUUCGCAGACAAAACUGAUUAUGAUAAGAUUGAUGCAUGUGAUUCUGUUGACUCCGUGGGCCUAUUCGACUUGUUACAGAAUGGUGGACAAGGAGAAGUCAAGUUGAGAGUCACGAAGAAGAAUGGAGAGACUCUGAAUAUUCCCGUUAAGCAUACGCUUAGCAAGGACCAGUGUGGUUUCAUCCUUGCUGGAGUGCAUUGA
Uncinocarpus reesii 1704 is the source of this 2466-nucleotide messenger RNA. RefSeq names its product aconitate hydratase. The transcript has 2 exons. Gene Ontology annotation, cellular component: cytosol; mitochondrion. The coding region runs from base 1 to 2466 and encodes 821 amino acids. Lineage: Eukaryota; Fungi; Ascomycota; Eurotiomycetes; Onygenales; Onygenaceae. The record is from RefSeq and is a predicted model, not a curated record. Gene Ontology annotation, biological process: tricarboxylic acid cycle. Gene Ontology annotation, molecular function: aconitate hydratase activity; 4 iron, 4 sulfur cluster binding.